AAAGGAAGGAAAAAAAAAAAAAAAAGAAGCUAAAUUCUUCAACUUAAGUUCCUAGCGCUUUCCUCUGGUCUCCUUUUUCCUCGUUCGAUUGUUUUUAUCUGAAUUUCUUUCUCCCUUACUUUAUCUGAAGCCAUCUCUCUCACUAACUUCGCAGCCAGAAUCUGAGCUCUCGAAUCCGCUAUUAAAGCUUUGGAGGAGGUGAAUCUCUUGAGUUCUUGUUGCCUCUCGUUUGAAGAUGGGCAGUUCUUCAGCUCAAGUGGUAGUGGAUGGCGAUGGAGAUUUAGAGAAGGGGGUUUUGAGUUUACCAUCGAUUCAAAACCCUCUGGCUGAGCUAUCGCCGACGCCGUCUCCGUCGUCGACUGCGACGGCUCCGGCUCUGGUUCUAUCCAAUUCAGGGAAGCGGAUGGACCAAGCCGGGAAGAAGAAGUACGUGAAGCAAGUAACUGGACGGCACAACGACACCGAGCUUCAUCUAGCGGCGCAACGGGGAGAUCUAGCCGCCGUGAAGCAGAUUCUUGAUGAUAUUGAUUCACAGAUGGUGAGAAAUCUCAGUGGCGCCGAUUUCGAUGCGGAAGUUGCUGAGGUCCGAUCGUUAGUAGUGAACGAGGUCAACGAAUUGGGGGAAACGGCUCUGUUCACCGCCGCAGAAAGAGGACAUAUAGAGGUCGUUAAGGAAUUAUUGAAGUAUUCCAAUAAAGAGACACUUACGACAAAGAACAGGUCUGCUUUCGAUCCGUUGCAUAUAGCUGCAAGUCAAGGACACCAUGCAAUUGUUCAAGUGCUUCUUGAACAUGAACCUUCUCUAAGCAAAACAUUUGGACCUUCGAAUGCGACUCCACUCAUUACUGCUGCAGCAAGAGGCCAUACAGCCGUAGUUGAGGAAUUACUUAACAAAGAUCGUAGUCUGCUAGAGAUUUGUAGAUCUAAUGGUAAAAAUGCAUUGCAUUUUGCUGUGCGUCCUGGCCAUACUGAAAUUGUAAAGCUAUUACUCAGCAAAGAUCAACAGUUAGCUCGUAGAAAUGACAAGAAGGGCCAAACUGCACUGCACAUGGCUGUCAAAGGGCAGAGCCGUGAUGUUGUGAAGUUGCUCCUUGAUGCAGAUCCUGCCAUUGUAAUGCUUCCUGAUAAACUUGGUAACACUGCACUGCACGUUGCCACGAGGAAAAAGCGGGUUGAGAUAGUGCAGGAGCUAUUGCUCCUCCCAGAUACCAAUGUGAAUGCAUUAUCCAGAGACCACAAAACUGCAUUUGACAUAGCUGAGGAGCUUCCUCUUUCAGAAGAAUCAUCAGAAAUCAAAGACUGUCUUUCCCGUUACGGCGCUGUCAGAGCCAAUGAACUGAACCAACCAAGAGACGAGUUACGGAACACAGUGACUCAAAUUAAGAAAGAUGUUCAUACCCAGCUUGAACAAACCAGAAAAACAAACAAAAAUGUACAUAAUAUCUCUAAAGAGCUCAGAAAGCUGCACAGGGAAGGAAUCAACAACGCAACCAAUUCGGUCACGGUGGUGGCUGUGCUUUUUGCAACAGUUGCUUUUGCAGCCAUCUUUACAGUACCCGGUGGCGACACGGAUCAAGGAACAGCAGUCGUCGUCGGCACCAGUUCUUUCAAAAUCUUCUUCAUCUUCAAUGCAAUCGCAUUGUUUACAUCGUUGGCAGUCGUGGUGGUGCAAAUUACAUUAGUUAGAGGUGAGACGAAAGCAGAAAGACGAGUCGUGGAGAUCAUAAAUAAACUCAUGUGGCUGGCUUCUGUUUGUACUUCUGUCGCAUUCAUGGCAUCGUCUUACAUCGUGGUUGGUCGUAAAUACGAAUGGGCUGCAAUUAUAAUCACAGUGGUUGGAGGUGUGAUUAUGGCUGGUGUUCUUGGGACAAUGACUUAUUAUGUUGUGAAAUCUAAGAGAAGUCGAUCCAUAAGGAAGAAGGAAAAGAGUAAUAGAAGAAGUGGGUCAAACUCAUGGCAUCACUCUGACUUUUCAAAUUCAGAAGUUGAUCGAAUUUAUGCUCUUUAGAAUCAGACAAAGACUUGGAAGUUGCCAAUUAUUUUGGUGUUUUGCUCAAAUGUUUGUAUGUAUAUGUAUGCUUAAGGUCAAUUCUCUCUUUCAAUAAGAUUUUUAGCUUAUUGAUACUAAUUUACAUGAAGUAGGCAUGUAAAUCCCCAUAGUUAGGGGUGUGGAUGAAAUCAAUAACAUCGAUUCAUUAGAUUAGGUCAGAUUA
Benincasa hispida (wax gourd) is the source of this 2213-nucleotide messenger RNA. It is a transcript of the gene ITN1, whose product is annotated as Ankyrin repeat family protein. The record is from RefSeq and is a predicted model, not a curated record. Gene Ontology annotation, molecular function: protein binding. Gene Ontology annotation, cellular component: plasma membrane. NCBI's taxonomy places the organism in Eukaryota, Viridiplantae, Streptophyta, Magnoliopsida, Cucurbitales, Cucurbitaceae.